AUGAACAAAUUAGUUUUAAUUAUUUCUCUUGCUGCUCUCUUAGGAGUUGCAACUGUUUUGACCUUUAGCAAAUCUUAAUAAUCCUUAGAAAAAAUUAAUGUUCUUCCUACUUGCUUAGAAAUAUAACUUCCUUAAUCUCAUUAAGAUGAUUUCUACUACGCUUCAAAUGAAUGCGUAAACAAAAUGAAGUUCUUCUUUGGAAUUCAAAAGAAAAACAAAGAGACAAUUGAUAUUGAAACUCCUUGUUUGAGUGCUAACUAAUCAUUUAAGCUAAACUACGAAUCUGGCGAUAAUAUGUUAGAUGCUUAUUCUAAAGCUUGUUGA
This is a messenger RNA of Tetrahymena thermophila SB210, 324 nucleotides long. RefSeq names its product transmembrane protein, putative. Lineage: Eukaryota; Ciliophora; Oligohymenophorea; Hymenostomatida; Tetrahymenidae. The transcript has a single exon. The record is from RefSeq and is a predicted model, not a curated record.